AUGGCUGGGCCGAAGCGGAGAGGUGACGGGCGGAGUCCAAGUCCGACGGUUCGCGAAAUCGACGAUCGCAACUCGGACCUCACAGAAACAUCCCAAUUGCUUGGCACUAAUGGGUUUGGAGCAAGGAAAGACAGUUGGGACAACGAUCUUGAUUUUCAGCAUUUGCCCUGGUGGCGCAGGCCCUCUGUAUUCUGGCUUCUCGGUCCUUAUGCCGUCUUCACCCUCGCUUUUGGCGGCAUCAUCGUUCCCAAGCUCAACUUAAUCUUAGAUCUUGUCUGCAAGCAAUACUUUGCUGACGAACAGCUCGCUGACCCCCAAUUCACGUAUAAGCCCAUCGUAUUGGGGUCCGACAACCCGCAAUGCAACAUUCCAGCCGUUCAGCGAAACGUCGCUGAAUUCAUGCUGACCCUCAACCUCGUCAUCGGUGGUCUGAGUGCCAUUGUUGCUCCAAAGCUGGGCCAUCUCUCUGACCGCUAUGGCCGACGAAAGCUGAUGGCUCUUGCAUCCUGCGGUGGUGUUCUAAGUGAGAUUGUUACCAUCCUCUGCGCCAAAUACCCUCAGACAUUCAACUACCGGUGGAUGAUUCUCGGCGCUGUCUUCGAUGGCAUUACGGGCUCUUUUACCGCUGGCAGCAUUCUCAGUCAGUCCUACACUAGCGACUGCACUCCUCCAUCCAAGAGAGCCGUGUCCAUUGGUUAUAUCCACGCCUGUCUCUUCACCGGUCUCGCUCUUGGCCCUCUCAUGGCCGGUUAUUUCGUCAAAUGGACUGGAACGCUCAUCUCAAUCUUCUAUGUUGCUCUCGGCUGCCACACAUUCUUCAUUCUCUUUGUCCGCUUCGUGUUGCCAGAGUCCCUCUCAAAGCGAAGGCAGCUGCUAGCCCGUGAGAAGUUGCUAAGGUCUGAAGCUGAGCAAGCCGGCAAUGAGGGGUCAUCAUCUCGCCUCCUUCAUAACCCCUUUGCGACCCUCAAGAUCUUGUGGCCAACUGGCCCCGGAACCUCUUCAAGACUCCGAAUCAAUUUGGUCGCACUAGCCGUUGCUGAUACCAUCAUCAUGGGGUCCAUGAUGGCCGUGGGUAACGUGCUGAUGCUCUACAGCGAGUACAUGUUCGGCUGGGGCAACUUUGAGACGUCUCGUUUCAUUUCCUCCUUGUCCAUGAUCCGUGUCUUUGUUCUGAUGGCCAUCUUCCCGAUAAUCAACUACGUCUUCCGCAUCCGGCCAGCAGCACGCCGGCGACGAGAGUCCGGGGCACCCCUCAUAGAAGCAAACUCUGGAGCGGACAAUCUAGACGUUUGGAUUCUCAGAUUUGCUUUGACAUCGGAUUUGCUGGGAUGCUUCGGAUAUCUCUUUUCUCGGAAUCAACACCUCUUUUUUGCCAGUGGAAUGGUCACUGCCCUCGGAGGCCUAGGAAGCGCCACCGUCCAAGCAGCUGUCACCAAGCAUGUUCCCGCGUCGCGCAUUGGGCAGGUUCUUGGCGCUGUUGGGUUCAUGCAGGCACUCUCACGAGUCGUUGGGCCCGUCCUAUUCAACGGCUUGUAUGCGAUGACAGUUGGGGUGUUCCCACAAGCCAUCUUUGUACUGCUUGCUGGACUCUUCGGCAUUGGCCUGACAUGUGCUUUUAUCUUGAAGCCUCAUAUCCACUGGGAAGAAAUUGGAGAGGAACAGGAUGAGCAGCCACCAAGUCAACCCUCGAGGCGUCUCGACGACAGCGCUGCCCUCCUAACAGCCAACGAGGAAGCGAUUAUUUAG
Molecule: messenger RNA, 1746 nt
Organism: Trichoderma gamsii
Lineage: Eukaryota; Fungi; Ascomycota; Sordariomycetes; Hypocreales; Hypocreaceae
Exons: 4
Coding region: 1-1746 (581 amino acids)
Biological process (GO): transmembrane transport
Cellular component (GO): membrane
Molecular function (GO): transmembrane transporter activity
Source: RefSeq, a predicted model, not a curated record